Trichomonas vaginalis G3 is the source of this 1182-nucleotide messenger RNA. Its product is annotated as phosphoprotein phosphatase protein. Bases 1 to 1182 code for a protein of 393 amino acids. The record is from RefSeq and is a predicted model, not a curated record. Gene Ontology annotation, cellular component: nucleus; cytoplasm. NCBI's taxonomy places the organism in Eukaryota, Parabasalia, Trichomonadida, Trichomonadidae. The transcript has a single exon. Gene Ontology annotation, molecular function: protein serine/threonine phosphatase activity.
AUGAUUGAUGAAGAUUUUUCUACACGAUUAACAAAUCUACUUUCAAUAUCCACUAGUUAUUCAGUUAAUGAUAUAACUUCCUUUUCACAGCUCCGAGUUAGACUUAAAAUACCGAGAAUUCACUUAGACAUUUUAUUAAGAAUCAUCGAAAUUACCACAGAUAUCUUGAAAUCAGAGCACAAUGUUAUGAAAAUUCAAUCACCAAUUCUUAUAGUAGGAGAUUUACACGGACAUUUACUUGAUUUGCUCAGAAUUAUUUCGAAGCAUGGUUUGCCACCUAAAACACGCUAUUUAUUUUUGGGUGACAUAGUUGAUCGUGGAGAGUUCUCUCUUGAAACGUUAACAUUAGUUUUCACAUUGAAAAUUUUAUUUCCAGAGAACGUGUUUAUUAUCAGAGGAAACCAUGAAUUCCCAGAAAUGUUUGAAACAAACGGUUUCUCAAACGAAAUAUACAAUACAUAUGGAGAAAAUAAAACUCUUAUUGAAAAACUUUCGAAUUGCUUUGGAUAUAUUCCCGUAGCUGCGAUUAUUGACAACAAAUAUCUUUGCAUACACGGAGGCAUUGGACAAGAAACAGAAUCAAUCGAGCAAAUUGAGCGAUUACCUCGACCAAUUAUUAAUUUUACAAAUGAUUUAUUAAAUGAACUGGUUUGGUCUGACCCUGCGCCAGGGAUUCCUCUAUUUAUGCCAUCGGCACGUGGAGUUGGUUAUUUAUUUGGACAAAAGGCUGCACAAUCUUUUUUACAGAAAAACAAUAUCGAAUUAAUUAUUAGAGGUCAUCAAGUUACAUUUGAAGGCAUCGAACGAACAAUUGAUGAAGUACUAACAGUAUUCAGCGCAUCAAAUUAUUGCGGCAAAAAUGGAAACAAAUCCGGAAUUGCAAUAAUUGAAGAAGGAAAGCUUUCAACAUUGGUCGAACAACCAUUGAAUUAUAUUCUAAGGAGUCAGGUACACUUUUACGAUACAGAUUUACACUCUUUUGAAACUUCUGGAUCAAUUAAUCAAAAUGACCUUCGUGGUCCAAGCCUUCCGAAGCUUCUUGGACUUUCAUCAAGAUCUCUGCGUGGGAAAAACCCAAUUCCACUUGCUCAUUCUACUUCACAACCAAACCAAAGAAGUAAUCUAUCUCAUCAUCCAACCAAAAAGCCAGUUUCCCUUAGAAAACACUCUCUUAUGAUAUAG